AUGUCUCGUCCUCUUCUCUUCUUCUUCGUCUUCUUCCUCUUUCUUGUCUUGGUCGUCCCUUGUCUCUCCCAUGGAACCGGAGGAGACCACGAGGACGGAGGAGACCAUGAGGUCGAUCUCAAAUCAAGAUCCUUGAUCACUGUCAAAAUCGCCUGUCUUGUCAUCAUCUUUGUGCUCACGUUUAUCAGCGGCGUGUCUCCGUAUUUCCUGAAAUGGAGUCGAGGGUUUUUGGUUCUGGGAACACAGUUCGCCGGAGGAGUGUUUCUCGCGACCGCCUUGAUGCAUUUCUUGUCCGACGCUGACGAGACGUUUCGGGAUUUGUUGACGGCGGAGGGAGAAUCGGAGCCAUCUCCGGCUUACCCAUUUGCAUUUAUGAUGGCUUGCGCUGGUUAUAUGCUGACCAUGUUUGCUGAUUCUGUCAUCGCUCAUGUCUACUCCAAGACCCAGUCUUGUCCACCCAACGAUUUGGAGGUCCAAGGUCAAGACAAAUCAGCGACCACGGAAACUUCGGUUGGAGAUAGCAUUCUAUUGAUAGUAGCUCUGUGUUUCCACUCUGUCUUCGAAGGCAUAGCAAUUGGGAUCUCGGAGACUAAAUCAGAUGCUUGGAGAGCUCUAUGGACAAUAACGCUGCACAAGGUGUUUGCAGCGAUUGCAAUGGGGAUUGCUCUUCUCCGUAUGGUCCCAAACCGUCCUCUAUUCUCGUCCAUCGCAUAUUCCUUCUCGUUCGCCAUAUCGAGCCCAAUCGGUGUUGCCAUCGGGAUAGUGAUCGACGCAACGACUCAAGGGACGAUCGCGGAUUGGAUAUUCGCAGUGUCGAUGAGCUUGGCGUGUGGGGUUUUUGUCUAUGUGUCUGUGAAUCAUUUGUUGGCAAAAGGGUAUGUUCCAAACAAGAAGUGUCAUGUGGAUGAGCCUCGUUAUAAGUUUUUGGCUGUCUUGUUUGGAGUUGUUGGCAUCGCCAUUGUUAUGAUUUGGGACGUCUGA
Molecule: messenger RNA, 981 nt
Organism: Microthlaspi erraticum
Lineage: Eukaryota; Viridiplantae; Streptophyta; Magnoliopsida; Brassicales; Brassicaceae
Source: the annotation of a GenBank genome assembly